Messenger RNA from Suricata suricatta (meerkat), 1870 nucleotides. RefSeq names its product PBX homeobox 2 (gene PBX2). Lineage: Eukaryota; Metazoa; Chordata; Mammalia; Carnivora; Herpestidae. The transcript is spliced from 9 exons. Gene Ontology annotation, cellular component: nucleus. Gene Ontology annotation, biological process: animal organ morphogenesis; embryonic organ development; neuron development. Bases 16 to 1308 code for a protein of 430 amino acids. The record is from RefSeq and is a predicted model, not a curated record. Gene Ontology annotation, molecular function: RNA polymerase II cis-regulatory region sequence-specific DNA binding; DNA-binding transcription factor activity, RNA polymerase II-specific.
GGCCCCCCCCCAACUAUGGACGAGCGGCUGCUGGGGCCGCCCCCUCCAGGUGGGGGCCGGGGGGGCCUGGGAUUGGUGGGUGGGGAGCCUGGGGGCCCUGGCGAGCCUCCCGGUGGCGGAGACCCCGGUGGGGGUAACGGGGGGGUCCCGGGAGGCCGAGGGAAGCAAGACAUCGGGGACAUACUGCAGCAGAUAAUGACCAUCACCGACCAGAGCCUGGACGAGGCCCAGGCCAAGAAACACGCCCUCAACUGCCACCGCAUGAAGCCUGCUCUCUUUAGUGUCCUGUGCGAAAUCAAGGAGAAAACCGGCCUCAGCAUUCGAAGCUCCCAAGAGGAGGAGCCGGUGGACCCGCAGCUGAUGCGCCUGGACAACAUGCUUCUGGCAGAGGGUGUGGCUGGGCCUGAGAAAGGAGGGGGCUCAGCAGCAGCAGCUGCAGCUGCAGCAGCCUCUGGGGGCGGCGUGUCCCCUGACAACUCCAUCGAACACUCGGACUAUCGCAGCAAACUUGCUCAGAUCCGCCACAUCUACCACUCGGAGCUGGAGAAAUAUGAGCAGGCAUGUAACGAGUUCACAACCCAUGUCAUGAACCUGCUGAGGGAACAGAGCCGCACACGGCCUGUGGCACCCAAGGAGAUGGAGCGCAUGGUGAGCAUCAUCCAUCGGAAGUUCAGCGCCAUCCAGAUGCAACUCAAGCAGAGCACCUGUGAGGCUGUCAUGAUCCUGCGUUCCCGCUUUUUGGAUGCCAGACGAAAACGCCGCAACUUCAGCAAACAGGCCACUGAGGUCCUCAAUGAGUAUUUCUACUCGCAUCUGAGUAACCCAUAUCCUAGUGAGGAGGCCAAGGAGGAGCUUGCCAAGAAGUGCGGAAUCACUGUCUCUCAGGUCUCCAACUGGUUUGGCAACAAGCGGAUUCGGUAUAAGAAAAAUAUUGGAAAGUUCCAAGAGGAGGCAAACAUCUAUGCUGUCAAGACCGCCGUGUCAGUCACCCAGGGGGGCCACAGCCGCACCAGCUCCCCGACACCCCCUUCCUCUGCAGGCUCUGGCGGCUCUUUCAAUCUCUCAGGAUCCGGAGACAUGUUUCUGGGGAUGCCCGGCCUCAAUGGAGAUUCCUACUCCGCUCCCCAGGUGGAAUCACUCCGACACUCAAUGGGGCCAGGGGGCUACGGGGAUAACCUUGGGGGAGGCCAGAUGUACAGCCCUCGGGAAAUGAGGGCAAACGGUGGCUGGCAGGAGGCUGUAACCCCAUCCUCAGUGACGUCCCCGACAGAGGGACCAGGGAGCGUUCACUCUGACACUUCCAACUGAUCUUGCCCCUCAGGGCCACAGGGGUGGGGGCUCACAAGGCAACUCUUGAAGAGGACACAGGCUUCCAGAGGACAAACCCCAGACACAGGAGAAGCACAAGACAGAGAAGGGCAUCCCUUCCCCAACCAGACUCUCUCAGUGCUGGCGGUGCUGACUACAUGGCAGGGAGAAUGGGCUCCCCUAAGGGGAGAGUGGGGUCUGUCUCCCUCCUUUUUCCGGUUUUUUUUUUUAGUCUUUCUUUUCUUUCCUCUCACAAAACCCAGAACCUAUUGUUCAGAUCCCUUUCCCUUUUCACAACCCCCCGACCCCCCGCCCGUACUAUAUUCCAUUUCUCUUUUUCUCUGGGCUCCCCCACUCUCCCUCCCCCACCCCACUUAUCUGCUCUGAGAUCUGUGGAGAAGCCAGCCCUGCCCAACCAGAGAUGCCAAAACUGGGGACACACCUUCUGGACAGAGGACAUGGGCCAUGAACCCUGUGCCUCCCCACCCCCUGCCCCUCCAGAUGGCUUUAUUACCUCAUACGCAGCUCAUCCUAAACCAAUAGAAUUGCUCGGUGGACUAGA